AUGUUGCUUUCUCCAGUGUUUUCGUUAGUACUCAUAGGAAACUUGAAACUUGUUCCUCAUGGUAACACCAAGGACGCCGAAAUACAGGAAAUAUUUCAAGUUAUCGAUUUUGUCUAUUUGAACAAAUUAGAAUAUAAAUUACCUAUUUAUGCCGCAGUAAACUUAAAAAAAGUCCCAUGCUUUGCUGCAGGUUUAAAACAGAAUGACGAAAACAGCAAAGAUGAAAAAAUCCAACAACAGCUACAUGAAAUAAAAGAACAGUUAAAUACAGUCAGCUUAGGAAUAAAUAAACAGAAUAUGGUUUACUCGGCGGUGACAGCAAAAAAUGUCAAUCCUAAAUUGAAUGAGAUUCAAAGUCCUCGUUCUCUCCCAAGAAAUCCAGCUGUUCGGAUACAAAUACCCCCAACUGCACAACAAUAUCAGCCACAUCCUUCCUCAUCAUUAGGACCUCUUACUCAUCAGCAACAUCAGUUUCCAUCAGCAAUUCAACAAAAAAAUCCUUUUUCAAUUGUCUCGAAAAAGAAACGUCAAAUUAAAAACAUUAGAGGAACCAACAGCACUGGCAUGUGCCCAAAUAAGCUGGGGCAAUUGUUAAAAAAAAAAUACUUGGAAACAAAUAAAUUUAAAGUAAUCAGUUGUUUUGAGGCAAAGUCUCAUCUGGGAAAAGGCUUCAGAAUAUGUAUUGACAUCAAUAAUUCAGAUAGCACUUUCACAGAUUCUGCUCUCUGGGAUGAGGACACAAUCAUUCGUGAGUGGGUCUUCUAA
Helobdella robusta is the source of this 765-nucleotide messenger RNA. RefSeq lists its product as hypothetical. The transcript has 2 exons. Bases 1 to 765 code for a protein of 254 amino acids. The record is from RefSeq and is a predicted model, not a curated record. NCBI's taxonomy places the organism in Eukaryota, Metazoa, Annelida, Clitellata, Rhynchobdellida, Glossiphoniidae.